CCCUCUUGCCUCGACUGCAUUAUAACCUAACGCCUAAGUCCUAAAUAUAACGCCUAACGCCUAAGCUCGAACCCUACACUAUAUCCCCACUGCGCGGAGAUAAUGUCUACCUCCGGCGGGCUAGUCCAUGCGCUCAACCCUUAUAACAUCAGGCUUAUUAACAAGUCAUAUGGGCUCGAACCUCAAACUGAUGAUUUAGUAGCUCCUUUCUGGCUGUUGUUUGGGGCCACCGAUACUUUCAACUUUCUCCUCGGCACACAUUCGCAAUAGACAACCGUCAGCAGUUACGUCACGAUGGUCAAAACUCUCCCCUUUGCCGACAUCGAGGUCCCGGUCCCCGGCUUUGGGGCAAUGGGAUUCAACCAUGGCCUCGGGACAAACCUCACUUUGGAACAAGCCGAGCCGGUUCUGCUCAAAGCCCUUGAGCUUGGAUGCACAUUCUGGGACACAGCCGUUGUCUACGGGCUCGGAGUUAACGAGAAACUCCUUGGCGACUUCAUCCGCAAACACAAUGUUCGCGACAAGAUCUUCCUUGCCUCCAAGUGCGGUAUCGACCUUGCAUCCCGGCGCGAUAUCGACAUGUCCACUCCGCAGAUGACCGUCACCAACAAGCCUUCCCACAUCAGGGAGUACAUCGAGGGCACUAUUGAGAGGCUUGGAUCUGCUCCUGACCUAUACUACCUCCAUCGCAUUGAUCCGGACACGCCCCUUGAAGAAUCGAUCCCCGUCCUCGACGAGCUACGACGGACGGGCAAGACGAAAUAUAUUGGACUCUCGGAAUGCUCGGCGGCGACGUUGCGCAAAGCACACUCCAUCGCCAAGAUCGACGCCGUCCAGGCAGAGUACUCGGCCUUCGAGACACUGCACGAGACCGACGGGCUGAUCGCCACGGCCCGCGAGCUGGGCAUAGCCUUCGUGGCCUACGGCCCGCUGGGCCACGGCUGGUUGGUGGACGACUUCGCGUACGACAGCCCGGACGCCUUCGCGCCCACCGACUACCGCCGCAGCGUGCCGAAAUUCCAGGGCGAGAACUUCUACCGCAACCGCGCCAUCGUGCGCGAGAUGCAGAAGCUCGCCGCCAAGAAGGGAAAGGGGUGCACCACGGCGCAGGUCGCCCUCGCCUGGGUUGCUGCCCAGGGGUUUAUUGCGAUCCCCGGCACGACUAAGCCCCAUCGGCUGGAGGAGAACUGGGCGUCGCGCGAGGUGGAGUUGACGGAGGAGGAGAUGGUCGAGAUGCGGCGCAUUGUUGAGGAGGCUAAGCCAAGCGGGGAUCGGUAUGGGGAGACGCUGCAGAAGUUGGUGGGUCAUUAGAUGAUGAUGAUCAUAUGGAUGAGGAGUACCUAGGCGGGCAAAACGCGACUGGUGGUCGUGUACAAUACCUCGAGUUGGGAGUUGUUUCCUGGAUUAGACUUGUCAAUGGU
Messenger RNA from Chaetomium strumarium, 1421 nucleotides. RefSeq names its product NADP-dependent oxidoreductase domain-containing protein. The transcript is spliced from 5 exons. Gene Ontology annotation, cellular component: cytoplasm. Lineage: Eukaryota; Fungi; Ascomycota; Sordariomycetes; Sordariales; Chaetomiaceae. The record is from RefSeq and is a predicted model, not a curated record. The coding region runs from base 295 to 1311 and encodes 338 amino acids.